AUUUCCCCUAGAAAUGUACAAAAACUAAACUAAAACACCCAAAGUCACAUAGUCCUGCCAACAAGCAAACAAACAAAUGCUGAAAAACAAAAUAACAGCUCUCCUAACCACAAAACUCUUCUUCUUUGACCUUUAAAUCAAAAGUCCAUCGAUUCUCUAUAUCACACUCAUGACACAUCCAUUCUCAUCACGACAUAUAUAACCACUCAAUUACACGAUCCUCAAAACAGUAAAACAUCACAAACACAAUCAUGUUACCACUACUAUUAUUCCUGUUCCUGUUACGUCCAUAUUCAACAACCUUAAAUGCAGAAACAAUAACGACCAUCAACGUAUGGCCCAAACCAAGAAACCUCACGUGGACCUCACCACACCAAACAACACUCCUCUCACCAACAUUCACAAUCACCACCACCACUCCACACAACAACAACCACCUUACCGCCGCAAUCACCCGUUACACAAACCUCGUCAAAACAGAACACCACCGUCCGUUAAUUCCGCCAACCUCAAACCACUCUAACAACCUACCACCUCUAAGUUCCCUAACAAUAAGCGUAACGGACCCAAACGCCGAACUCAUCCACGGCACAGACGAGUCAUACACGCUAACAGUAACAACUUCUAACGCCAAACUAACGGCUUUAACAGCGUGGGGGGCAAUGCGUGGACUGGAGACGUUCUCACAACUGGCGUGGGGGUAUCCAACGCGCGUGGCGGUUGAUGUGCGUGUGUGGGACGCACCGUUGUAUGGACAUAGAGGAGUUAUGUUGGAUACUUCGAGGAAUUAUUAUCCAGUGAAGGAUUUGUUGAGGAUGGUUGAAGCGAUGAGUAUGAAUAAGGUGAAUGUUUUUCAUUGGCAUAUAACGGAUUCUCAUUCGUUUCCUUUGGUGGUUCCUUCGGAGCCAAGUUUGGCUGAGAAAGGAGCUUAUGAUGUUAAUAUGGUUUAUACGAUUGAGGAUGUUAAAAAGGUUGUGGAAUUUGGGCUUGAUCGUGGGGUUCGUGUUUUGCCUGAGAUUGAUUCGCCAGGGCAUACAGGAUCUUGGGCCUUAGCCUACCCUGAAAUUGUAACCUGUGCCAACAUGUUCUGGUGGCCAGCUGAAAGUGACUGGCCUAAUCGUCUUGCUUCUGAACCAGGAACAGGUCACUUGAAUCCCUUAAAUCCCAAGACAUACAAAGUCCUAAAGAAUGUCAUACGCGACGUAACCACAUUGUUUCCGGAAAAUUUUUAUCAUUCCGGUGCUGAUGAGGUCAUACCAGGUUGCUGGAAAACCGAUCCAACAAUUCAGAACUUUCUAUUAAAUGGUGGAACUCUCAACCAAGUCCUCGAGACGUUUAUCAACAACACUCUCCCUUUCAUUAUAUCCCUCAACCGCACUGUUGUCUAUUGGGAAGACGUAUUGUUAGACGAAACAGUCCAUGUUCAAUCGGCGGUUCUCCCUAAAGAACAUGUGAUUUUGCAGACAUGGAAGAAUGGACAUAAUAACACUAAAAGGAUAGUAUCUUCUGGAUACCGCGCGAUUGUGUCGUCAUCAGAUUUCUAUUAUCUUGACUGUGGCCAUGGUGACUUUACUGGAAAUAACAGUGCUUAUGAUAACCAAACAGGUAGUGACAAAAACAAUGGUGGAUCUUGGUGCGGACCUUUUAAAACAUGGCAAACUAUAUACAAUUAUGAUAUUGCAGAUGGACUGACGGAAGAAGAAGCGAAAUUGGUUUUGGGUGGGGAAGUAUCGUUGUGGUCGGAACAAGCUGAUGAAACUGUUUUGGAUUCCCGAAUUUGGCCUAGAACAUCUGCAAUGGCCGAAUCAUUGUGGUCGGGCAAUAUGGACGAAAAGGGUAUGAAGCGAUAUGCAGAAGCAACUGAUAGAUUGACUGAAUGGAGAAGCAGAAUGGUUAGAAGAGGUAUAGGGGCUGAGCCUAUUCAGCCACUUUGGUGUAUUAGGAACCCUGGCAUGUGCAAUACAGUAUAUCCAAUAUAGUUAGCUGCAUAGCUCUAAAUUGUGGUUGCAUUUACAAUGUAAACCAUGAUAUUGUGGCGAAGUGCAGGAAACUACAGAUGCAAUUGCAAUUGUAAUAUUGUUACAGAGACUUCUAAAAUCUUUAUAUUGAGACCACAUUUAGAACUAUGAUUAGUUGAUAGUUGCAUUGUUUUUUGUUCUGCUCACAAAAAGGAAAAAACGAUCUAUUCGAGUAUACUUUAUUUUCUAUUACUUUUUAUUAAGUUUUCUUUUUAUUAGGUUUGUUAGGAGAGAUUGUAGUUGGUAAGCAAUAUUACAUAUAGAUUUGAACAUUAAGUUUU
Molecule: messenger RNA, 2299 nt
Organism: Cicer arietinum (chickpea)
Lineage: Eukaryota; Viridiplantae; Streptophyta; Magnoliopsida; Fabales; Fabaceae
Product: beta-hexosaminidase 2
Biological process (GO): glycosaminoglycan metabolic process; carbohydrate metabolic process
Cellular component (GO): membrane
Molecular function (GO): beta-N-acetylhexosaminidase activity
Source: RefSeq, a predicted model, not a curated record